AUGCAAAAUGAACCAGUUCAGAAAUACAUGCGAGAAGUGCUCACUCGCGACAAGGCAGCCCAGAGCCUGCGACCCGGAGUGGGCAGCGCUCAGCGCAUCGCUCAGGAACUCCGCUCCUCCAAGCAAGUGAAGAGGAAGGAAAACCGUUACCGCGUGGUCGCCAGCCACCGACCGGGCUGUAGCGACCCAGCCGCACCCGCCAUAAAUGGCGAGGCAUCCACUGCCGGCAACAGAGCAGACUCUGAAGCGAAGGAAGGUGCUUCACAGGAGGAGAGCGGUGCUGUGGAUGAUAGCUCGGACUGCUGGGGGAAAUUCCAGCUGUUCGACAUCGAACAAGAAGAGGAGGCGGUGGGAGACUCCGGCGUAACCGCUGCAAACCCACAGCAGAAGACCGAGCCAGAUGUGAUUCUCUGCAAUGCAGUCGAGAUGAUCCGUGAGCGUUUACAUGUUUCUGAUGAUGGUAAAAAAGAACACCGUGAGAAAGAAGAUGACUAUGUUUAUGACAUCUACUAUAUGGAAACAUCAGCCCCUGGCUGGAUCCAAAAUAUCCUUUCUGUGCAGCCCUAUAGAGAAGAAUAUGAACUGGUAGAUGAUGAUAAUGUUCCAGGGGAAAUAUAUGAAGAUGAAGAUGAUGAAAAUGAUGAGAAUAACUGGCGUAAUGAUUAUCCUGAUGAAGACGAAUCCUUACUUGAGGAAGAUGGAGAAAAAGAGUCCGAAGAAAGCUUCAGUGAUGAGGACCACUGUUACAGAAGAACAUGGAACAAAUACCGACAGGAGGUUCUACGGGAAUUUGAAUAUGAUGAGAUCCAGGAUUUGGAUUCUGACUAA
This is a messenger RNA of Opisthocomus hoazin, 828 nucleotides long. Lineage: Eukaryota; Metazoa; Chordata; Aves; Opisthocomiformes; Opisthocomidae. The record is from RefSeq and is a predicted model, not a curated record.